AUAAAGUUUCUUCUCUCAGAAAACGUAUGGUUUCAAAUUUGAAUCCUAAACUUUUAACGCCUUUUAAAAUACCUAAAAAGAAAGCUCAGCUUUAUCCUCGGAGCCAACAAUUAUCUAUAUCUCAAAAUCAACAAAUGCCUACACCUCAGAUUCAACAAGCUCCUACAUUACAGAUUCAACAAGCUCCUACAUUUCAGAAUCAACAAAUGUCUACGUCUCAGAACCAACAAAUACAUACGUCUCAGAACCAACAAAUGUAUACAUCUCAGAAUCAACAAAUACAUAUGUCUCAUAACCAACAAAUGCAUACGUCUCAAAACCAACAAACACAAGAGCAUACGUCUCAAAACCAACAAAUACAAGAAAAUGAUAAAGAACAAAUGACACAGACUAAGGAUAAUCAUUAUAAUCAAGCAAUCGGACAAUUUGAAGAAAAAGACGAAGAAGUAUCAGUGCUGAUUGCAAAAAACAAACAUGAAGUAUUACAGCAAAUUACAAAUAAUGUGAUUAUACAAUUUCCCGAUACUAGCAAACCGAUUGAUCUCAAUUUGAAGAUUUCAUUUAUCAAUUAG
Messenger RNA from Dentiscutata erythropus, 572 nucleotides. The record is from the annotation of a GenBank genome assembly. Lineage: Eukaryota; Fungi; Glomeromycota; Glomeromycetes; Diversisporales; Gigasporaceae.